AUGACCUAUCAAAAAAGGCUGCAGUUUGUCAGUAUUUUUGGGGCAGGCCUGCUCUGUGGUACUGCUCUAGCUAUCAUCCUCCCAGAGGGGGUGGAACUACUGGAAGAGUCAUGGAGAGUCUCCUGCUCUGUGGCCCCAGCCAAUAAGAAUGACAGUGACGGUGGGGUCGGAGGUCAGCUCCAGGAGAUGGGCUCCUCCUCUAAAGGUCUCCCAGCACGGUUCUUCAUCGGGGUCUCCCUGGUUCUAGGGUUCAUCCUCAUGUUCCUGGUGGAUCAGAUCAGUAGCUACUGCUCCAUACAUGAUCAACGUACUGGAACAUCCAACACGACCACUAUCACAGCUACAGUAGGACUGGUGAUCCAUGCUGCUGCUGACGGUGUAGUUUUAGGUGUUGCCGCGGUUUCCUCCAAGGUCACAGUUCAACUGGUGGUCUUUCUAGCUGUCAUUCUGCACAAGGCUCCUGCAGCAUUUGGCCUUGCCACCUUUCUGUUGCGCGCAGGUUUAGAGAAGAGGCAGAUUCAGAAGCAUCUAUUGGUGUUCUCUGCUGCAGCACCUGUACUCUCCAUCAUUACAUAUUUUAUCCUGAACGCGAGUGGAGGUUCAGCCCAGCGUCGUCUGAGCGCUACAGGUGUUGGGAUGCUGUUCUCAGCCGGAACGUUCCUCUAUGUAGCUACGGUUCAUGUACUACCAGAGGUCAGCUCCAGGGGGCAGCAGCAGAGCUUUGUAAAUGUAAUCUCUGGGACCGGUCACCUCCACGGGACUGGGACUGGGCACCUCCACGGGACUGGGACUGGGCACCUCCAUGGGACUGGGACUGGGACCGGGCACCUCCACGGGACUGGGACUGGGCAGCAGCAGAGCUCUCCCCACCUCCACGGGACUGGGACUGGGCACCAGCAGAGCUCUCCCCACCUUCACGGGACUGGGACUGGGCACCUCCAUGGGACUGGGACUGGGCACCAGCAGAGCUCUCCCCACCUCCACGGGACUGGGACUGGGCAGCAGCAGAGCUCUCCCCACCUCCACGGGACUGGAACUGGGCACCUCCACGGGACUGGGACUGGGACUUGGCAGCAGCAGAGCUCUCCCCACCUCCACGGGACUGGGACUGGGCAGCAGGGGGACCUGGGGGUCCUGGAGAGCCUCACGCUGAUACUAGGAGCAGGACUACCUGUGUUACUGGCCCUGGGACUACAUGAUGACUAGUCUUGUGAAUCGACACUAUCCUGCCAAGUCUCCUUCGUCACUCAAAGGAACAUUGGGAAUGAAUGUGAAGGAAGCCUGAAAAUCGAGACUACACUACGACUGACAAGUUAACGCAAAGAAAGACACCACAUGAUACCAAGCACACAUUCUUACAUAGAGAUCAUUGAGGGUGUUUCCGUGCCAGAUGCAGUGUGUAUCAGUGUCUUUCUCUGAAAGGUCAAGGAGUUACUGAUACUGUUACUGACAUGGGUUUGAACAUACAACAAGUAGGAACAGAGUGUGUGUGU
Molecule: messenger RNA, 1493 nt
Organism: Oncorhynchus kisutch (coho salmon)
Lineage: Eukaryota; Metazoa; Chordata; Actinopteri; Salmoniformes; Salmonidae
Product: zinc transporter ZIP9-like
Exons: 7
Coding region: 1-1206 (401 amino acids)
Biological process (GO): zinc ion transport; transmembrane transport
Cellular component (GO): membrane
Molecular function (GO): metal ion transmembrane transporter activity
Source: RefSeq, a predicted model, not a curated record